Messenger RNA from Clarias gariepinus (North African catfish), 1537 nucleotides. RefSeq names its product N-acyl-aromatic-L-amino acid amidohydrolase (carboxylate-forming) B-like. The transcript has 7 exons. The record is from RefSeq and is a predicted model, not a curated record. NCBI's taxonomy places the organism in Eukaryota, Metazoa, Chordata, Actinopteri, Siluriformes, Clariidae. Gene Ontology annotation, molecular function: aminoacylase activity; hydrolase activity, acting on ester bonds. The coding region runs from base 215 to 1195 and encodes 326 amino acids.
UUCUCUCUCUCUCUCUCAGGAUGGACAGAACAGAACCGGGCUCACCAUGACGACUCCGGACCAGGAUCAGGAUCUGGAUCAGGGUCAGGAUCAAGUUAGCUAGCCUCAGUUAGAGCUCCAAGUCCAAAGCCAAACCUGGUGUCCUGAACUCGGGGGAUCAGGACCGUGUGUGUGUGUGUGUGAGUGUGUGAGUGAGAGUGUGUGAGUCUGAGCGAUGGAGAGAGGACACCACUCCCAUCUGAGAAGUAAGCCAGAUGUAGUGACCGUCCCGGCUGUGUACCGAGUGGCCCUGUGUGGAGGUACCCAUGGCAACGAGCUGGCAGGGGUUUACCUACUGCGUCAGAACAUGAGGAGGAAGCGGAAGGGUGGCAUGGUGGAUCCGGUUACUAUGGUAACGGUGUUGGCGAACCCACGUGCCGUGCAACGGUGUGUACGUUACACGGAGAUGGACCUCAACCGCUGUUUUACCCACACUACACUGAGUGCCCCUAUCUCUGACGUCACCCCGUACGAGGUUGUUCGCGCCCAGGAGCUGAACGCUUUGCUCGGCCCCAAAGGCGGCUCGGCGGCCGUGGAUCUGAUCUGCGAUCUUCACAGUAGCACCGCGAACGUCGGCCUCUGCCUCAUCGCCCAUUCCGACAGCGACUGGGUCUGCCUGCACAUCUGUAAACACCUGCAGAGGGAGUUGGCCACCAUUCCAGUGCGUUAUGUCCACUAUGAGGUUCCUAAGAGCGAAGCUUACACAUUGCACUCUGUUGGAAAACACGGCUUCGCGAUGGAAGUCGGUCCUCAGCCCCACGGCGUGAUCCGAGCCAACGUUUUUACCGCCAUGCAGGAAGCUGUUCAUCUGACGCUUGAAUGGGUUCGUCUUUUCAACUCAGGAACCCGGUUUGAGAGCGGCUCGGUGGAUGUUUAUACGAUGGUGGACAACAUUAAAUACCCUCAAGAUCCUCACACGCACACCAUCACGGCUGCAGUGCAUCCGGAACUACAGGAUAGAGAUUUCUGCCUCCUGCAUCCGGGUGACCCGGUCUUCCUCUCCUUCUCCGGAGAGACUCUGAGGUACAAGGGGAAAGAGGCGCUCUAUCCGUUCUUCAUCAACGAGUGUGCGUUCUACGAGACGGGCGUCGCUCUGUCUCUAGCGAGAAGAAGGAAGGUGGAGAUUCCAGCCAUCCAGUGCAGCAACAGAACAUGAAAGACAGACCCGAUAAUGAAAGAUACAAAGACUUCUUGAAGGUUGUCAUUCAUGCCACUACUCAUUACCACUCCAAUCCCUGAACGUCAAAACCUCCACCACCAAGCUCCGUAACCUUGACCCCUGAACACCAACCCUAUCCGUGAUACAUCAUUUGUUUUUAUUAGAAUGCUAAAGUCUGCACAUGUUUAUUCAGUCGUGUCAAUGAUGCGAAUGGUUCAACAUCUGGAAUUUCCCAUGAAGACCUGAUGAAGAGCCUCAUUGAUUGGAAAAGCAGCUUCGGUCUCUACCUACUUAUGUUGAGGUGGUACUCUAGAUUGUUACUUAAAGUGCCCAUGAAAU